Messenger RNA from Desarmillaria tabescens, 2294 nucleotides. RefSeq lists its product as uncharacterized. The record is from RefSeq and is a predicted model, not a curated record. Lineage: Eukaryota; Fungi; Basidiomycota; Agaricomycetes; Agaricales; Physalacriaceae. The transcript has 6 exons. Bases 28 to 2184 code for a protein of 718 amino acids.
CCACACCUUAGCUCCACCGACUAGAUAAUGGCCAGUGGAAGGUUCGAGAUACUACGCAAUGGUGUGAAAUUAGUUCUAAGUUGUUUAUGCCCCACUGCUGUCCAGGAGGACGAUUCGAAUCCUGAUACUACUCCCCGCGAUGAUCCUUUGAGGACAACAGACGUUGGCCUAUGGCUAUCUCUAGAAUCGCCGGAGAAGGCUGUCACCUAUCAUCUUGGAACCACCAUGGGCGAAAAAAAAACUCUCCCUGAAGUUAUCAUCUCCGCAGUCAUUGAGGAUGACUCGAAGAAAUCCAUUGCAGUUCCCAAGCAACAGAUCUAUAUCAGUAAAAAAAUCGUCAUAUGCUCCUCAUCUGACUCUGUCCCCUACCAUUAUGUAGUGCGGCCUAUAUCGUCAACAUGCCGCACCAAUCUUGAUGUGAACAACCUCUUAGAAGAGCUCACCACCACCAUAUUAACGUCUACAUUGUCACCAUCCGGCCCUCCUAACAGGCCUUCCACCGCCAAUCCGGACGUUGAGGAGCUCUUACAAAGGCUCACCAACAUCAUCAGACAGUACCAUGCUCCCACCAGCAUCGAUAUUCCCUGUACUAGUCUAGACAUUGAUGGACUCUUAGAAGAGCUCAGAACCAUAUUACCGCGGUACUGCUCCCACGCUUCCCUCAAAACGAUCUUGUCACAGUACCGUCUUCCUGCCCCCGCUGAUACCCAUUGUACCGAUCUGGGCAUUAAUGGGCUCUUAAGAGAGCUCAACACCGCUCUCGGAACCUCAUACACACUGAACCCAGAUCUGUCCUCCCUUCUCGAACCUUUCAUAGUGCCUGGAGCUACUGUCCGAGACGACAUACACAAGAAACUUGAAGACGAGGACCAGAAAAUGCGACAAGCAGCACUGGUCAAUAACCAGAUUGUCGACCCGCGAGUUCCUCCUCGCCGCGUCUGGGAUCUCUACAGUAAUCGAGUGGUGCCGCUUUGGAAGAUUCCGGUUGAGCAUUGGUCGAAGAUAUGGGCAAUUUCACAUGCUUGGAUGGAUGAGAACGAUCGUCUGGAUGUCUGGACGCCUAUCAACGGACGCGAAUGGCCUGUACCCGUUCCGAAAGGUGCCGACUUGCGUCUCAUUAGGAUUGAGCUGCUGAAUCUGGGAGCAGAAUACGUGUGGUUGGAUGUUCUUUGCUUGAGACGCAGGGGCGGACCGAGGGACGAUCUGUGCGAGGAUGAGUGGAAGCUAGAUGUCCGCACAGUUGGAAAUGUGUAUGAGAAAGCCGAAAGGGUGGUUUGCUACUUCAGUGGAUUGGGGCUGCCUUUGCGGUUCAAGAUGAAUGACUUUACAAGUGACCGGUCCUGGUUUAAACGUGCGUGGAUAUUACAGCAGCUCACUGGGAACUAUAUAAUUGGUGGACAGCCAUCAGAAAGUGGCGAAGAAGACAUGGGGAUGGAAAAGGAUGUCAAAACGGAAUUUGACAAAAAGCUGUUGGAAUUGAAAAAUAUCAACAGGUCUCGCGUGUUUGAUGUGCUCAGGCAUAUGCGGGAUCGAGUGUCGAUAAAUGCUGUGGAUCGAGUUGCUGGGUUGGCAUAUCUUCUUCGGUCACAAAAGCUGCCCACGUACUAUGAGGCCAAGACUCCCGAGGAGGCAUGGACAAUGUUAGUGGAGACAAUGGACGAGCGAAACCGGGCAAAACUUCUCUUCCUGUAUCCUGAACCUGGAAAAGCACGCAAACUAUGGGGACCCUCAUGGAAUCAGGUCAUGGCUGAAAACCUUCCGACAAUGGACAGCGGGAUCCAGCUGUACGACAACAUGGUUGGUCGGGAUGAUAUUAUGAAAACCGAUUUCUAUUAUGGAUACUGCAUUGAAAAGGGCUGCGUGCGAGGACUGGACAAGGAAGGCUCCGAAGGCGAGUUGCGACGUGGGGAGUUGAUAUCCCACAAACAUUCGAUAUCACCUGCCACUCACCAAUACCCUAUACCUACAGCCUCGUACACGCUGAUAGGCAGUGAUCCAUGGUCACCGCAAUCGGGUAGAUCCAAGGACGAAAAUUCCAAACAAUAUUGGGUGGUCGGGGAACUUAGAGAAUCAGGCCAGAUGUUCAAGAAAGUUUCGGUGUUUCAAAUAGACAAUGCAGGUCACGUCAUGAACCUGUUAGAUGAAUCAGGAAUCGCCCAAAAGACCCAUAACACUCUCAUUUGACAUGAAGUACUUAACAUAUGUGGUGAUUUCUGAUUCCUAACGUUACCAAUACCUGUAAUGAUACUACGUACUAUGGAUCGAAUGCAUACUCUCCUCUUUUUUUACCGGUC